AUGUCUUAUUUAUCAGAUCGUCAAUACGGUCGUUUGUCUCAUCGGUCAUUUUUGUUGAAAUUGAAAAACUCUUCGUCAAUAACUAAACGAUUGACUCUCGAUUGUACAUUAAAUGUUCAUCGUGGUUGUGUUAAUACGAUUUGGUGGAAUGAGCUUGGUACAACCAUUCUUUCCGGUUCCGACGACCAAAACCUUGUUGUUACAAAUCCCUAUACACGAAAGGAAUUAGUCAAAGUUCGAAGUGGUCAUCGGGAAAAUAUUUUCUCAGCGAAGUUUCUUCCUGAAUCAAACGAUAGACGCGUUGUUUCCUGUUCAGGCGAUGGUGUCAUCUUUCAGACGAACUUUGAUCGUCCGCCAAACACUUACUCGCAUGAAGGAUGUUUUACAUGCCAUGGAUCAUCAACCGCAUAUGAAGUUCGUACCUUUCCACAUACGCCAAAUUUAUUUUUAUCAUGUUCUGACGAUUGUACCAUUCGCUUGUAUGAUUUGAGAACAAAGAGUCACUGUCUGAAGGAUCCAUGUAAUGAUGAUAUCUUGAUUCGAAGUAAUUGGGGAAUAACAUCGAUCGAUGUGAAUCCGAUGAAUUCCAAUGAAAUUAUUUGUGCUUGUGCCGAUUCAUCAAUUCGUCUAUAUGAUCAACGAAAACUGUCUACACAAUCAUCAUCGCUAACCACAUCCUUGCGCGAACGAUGUGAUCUAUCAACAAAAGGUCUUCUAGCAUAUUUUAGUCUAACUGAUGCGAAAGACCAACGUCGAUCGCGUAUUACCUCUGCUGUUUUCAAUCCACAUGGAACAGAAGUCUUAGCAUCUUAUUCAUCAGAUUCGAUCUAUCUACUUAAUCCGAAACAAACGACUUCUCAAGAACAAAUUCGAGAACAAUUGCAAGAACAUAUAAACAAGAAACAAAAUAAAUUAAAUGAGAGAGUAGCACAGUCAGUCGCAAGCAAUGCAGCAGAUCAUCAAGAGUCAAAAUUAACUCGCACGAAACGACUACGUCUUCGUGGUGAUUGGAGUGAUACUGAUUCUCGUCCGUCCAAUGAAGAAGAAUCGACACCUGUAAGUAAUCCGUCUGACGAAUCCAGUCAACAACCAUCGGGACGUAAUCUACAAAACUUUUUUAUGCAACGAAUGAGUGAUAUAUUAACACAAUUAGUCACCGGUUCUCAAACAGAUACUGAUCAAACACAAAGUACUACAACCGAUGCAACUUCAUCUUCUUCUCAAACUGAAAAUUCUACCACUGUUCAAUCAUCAACUAGCGUUUCAAAUUCUACCACAGCCCCAUCUGCAAAUCAACAUGAAACUAAUGAUAACGAAUCCGACACAAACAAUGCCUUUGGCUUAAGACUAGAUGAAGACGAUGAGGAUGAUGACCUUGACGAUGACGACGACGAUCACGAACAUCAGCCAGCAGAGAACAAUUAUUCCCAUUCAUAUAGAGAAUCAGCGCGAUCCGUCUCGACCAAAUGGGACCGUUUAAGAAAACGUCGAGAAGCCGAUCGUACUUACGAAGAUCAUCUUUUGAAGAAUAUUCCUAGUUUAGGUUUACUCAACUCCUAUGUUGGCCAUCGUAAUGCUCGAACAAUGAUCAAAGAAGCUAACUUUUGGUCGGACAGUUAUGUCAUGUCCGGUUCAGAUUGCGGACAUAUCUUCAUAUGGAAUAAAUUUACAGGAGAUAUUGUUCGAAUCAUUGAAGCCGAUGAACAUGUUGUGAAUUGUGUUCAACCUCAUCCUCUCGAUUAUCCAAUAUUGGCAUCGAGCGGAAUCGACUAUAAUAUCAAAAUCUUUUCUCCAUUGGCUCAAAUACCAGUCGAUGAUACUGAACUUAUCAAACAAACGGUCAAACGUAACCGUGAAAUGACAGAAGAAUCAUCCAGUACAAUAACUGUUCCCGCGAACUUCAUAUUUCGCAUGUUAACAUCAAUUUACCGUUUAAGACAUGCUGACGACAUGCCGGAAUUCGAUGAUGAUGACGAUGAUUAA
Molecule: messenger RNA, 1983 nt
Organism: Adineta ricciae
Lineage: Eukaryota; Metazoa; Rotifera; Eurotatoria; Adinetida; Adinetidae
Source: the annotation of a GenBank genome assembly